Messenger RNA from Coregonus sp. 'balchen', 860 nucleotides. The record is from the annotation of a GenBank genome assembly. NCBI's taxonomy places the organism in Eukaryota, Metazoa, Chordata, Actinopteri, Salmoniformes, Salmonidae.
AUGGGAAGUAAAUCCUCAAAGGAAGUCCGGGAAUUAACCGGGGUUGAAAGGUAUAUGGAGUUAAAGGAUAAAAGGCAUGUAUACAAUGGACCCAGAUGGAGGAAAAAGUAUGGGUUUAUUGGACGUCUUGAUGUAGACAAGUUAGAAUCUAUGAUUAAACAGAUGCAUGUAAACUGUGGUACUGAUCUAAAAAAAACUGCAGGCAGAGGCCUUAGAUACAGCCAAGGUAUGGUUAUCAGAAGCUAGAAAGAGAGUGGAAGAAAACAAGAGAAAGGAAGUAAGGGAGCAGGAAAGUAAAGAGGAGGUUAAGGCCCAUCUGCUCCGCCGGGGACAAAGAGGUUGUAUCCAGUUCUGGCAGAACAGGCUUGGAGGGAAAACCCAGAUGAUGAGGUUGUUGUGUGUAGAAGAUUAGGACAGGUCCCCGCACCUCCCCCGCCAUAUGACGGCCAAGACGGGGGGACAUUAGUGAAGAAAAGGGGGAGGGGGAUGUGUUAGAAAAGGAACUCAAAUUCAGAGAGAGUAGGGAGAAUGUAGACAGACUGGGUAGGGAACUGGAAAGAGAGAGAAGGGUAGGAAAAUGUAGGGAGUCUAAGCCCAGAGAGUUGAAAAGAUUAGUGAAUUAUAACAAGCCAGGGAGAAAAGAGGAGAGCUGGGAAACAGAGUGGUUAGAGGAUGAUGAAGAGGCACAGUAUCCACUCAUAGCUUUGCCCAACCCCCGGGCCGGGGACAGGGGAGAACCAGUUACCCUAGAGGUCUAUAGAGCUUGGACUCAAAGGGAUGUAGUAAGGGCUGUAGAAGGCAUUGUGCAUCCUAAAACAGGAAUAGAGGGGUUCCGGAGAGAUAUGGAAGGGCUCACUGCA